Capsella rubella is the source of this 2134-nucleotide messenger RNA. Its product is annotated as aldehyde oxidase GLOX. The transcript has a single exon. The coding region runs from base 292 to 1983 and encodes 563 amino acids. The record is from RefSeq and is a predicted model, not a curated record. NCBI's taxonomy places the organism in Eukaryota, Viridiplantae, Streptophyta, Magnoliopsida, Brassicales, Brassicaceae.
AUAAAUUCCAAAAUGUUAUCUCUAUGAAAGAUGGUCCGUGAUCUAUAACAACACGUAUCUCAGAUUCACCCACUCAUAUGCAAAUUGGCGAAAGCAAUAAAUAAAAUCUUGACCCAUAUGAUACAAAUCUACCAGAUCGUUAUGUACUGAGAGCACUGUGAGUCUUGAUUACACAUAAAUGUUUCUUCUCCUACGGAUUUCAAGAAAGACAAUUACUAAUAAUUACCCGAAAGAAGCUUUACGUGUUAAACCUCUUUCACCGGAAGAAAGCAGAUUCCAAGAAGCUGAACAAUGAAACAAGAAAGGUUCAAGAAGAACCUUAACGCCGUCGUGUUAUGUUUCUCCUUCUUCUUCCUCUGUUCCACGUCGGAUUUGCUCCUCCCACGUUCACCGUUGGCCAUACUCACCGGCGGGAGGUGGGAUCUGCUGCAGCCGAGUGUAGGUAUAUCCGCAAUGCACAUGCAGCUUCUACACAAUAACAAAGUCGUCAUCUUUGACCGUACGGACUACGGCCCUUCGAAUCUCACUCUCCCUCCUCAUCUCUGCCAAAACGCCAACGUUUUCGACUGCUCUGCUCAUUCUCUCCUGUACGACGUCGCUUCUAACACCUUUCGCCCGCUCACGCUACGUUACGACACGUGGUGCUCCUCCGGUUCUUUAAACGCCUCCGGUUCUUUGAUCCAAACCGGUGGUUACGGCGCCGGCGAAAGAACUGUACGGGUUUUCACACCCUGCGACGGUGUUGGUGCCGUUUCGUGUGAUUGGGUUGAGAACAGAGCGUAUCUCUCCUCUCGCCGGUGGUAUUCAACCAAUCAGAUUCUUCCCGAUGGUCGGAUUAUCAUCGUCGGCGGCAGAAGAUCCUUCUCCUACGAGUUUUACCCCAAGAAUACGGGAAAAUCCGUAUUCAAUCUCAGCUUCUUGGCCGAAACGAGAGAUCCGAACCAAGAGAACAACCUUUAUCCGUUUCUUCAUCUUCUUCCCGACGGCAACCUCUUCAUCUUCGCUAAUCGGAGAUCGAUUCUGUUCGAUUUCGUCAAUCACAGGAUCAUUAAGGAGUUUCCGGUGAUUCCCGGUGGCGAUAAACGGAAUUACCCAAGCACCGGCUCCUCCGUGCUCCUCCCUCUCUUACUCACCGGAGAAAAUAACCGAUCGAAGAUUGCGGCUGAGGUUAUGGUAUGCGGCGGUGCUCCCCCGGGAGCGUUUUUGAAAGCGGCGAGGACAAUUCCUAAAAUCUUCGUCGGAGGAUCUCGCACGUGCGGGAGAUUAAAAGUGACCGACCCGAAUCCGAUAUGGGUCAUGGAGCAGAUGCCAUCGCCACGUGUCAUGGGUGAUAUGUUGCUGUUACCAACCGGUGACGUUUUGAUCAUUAACGGUGCUGCUAACGGAACCGCUGGUUGGGAGGACGCAACAAACGCUGUUCUCAACCCGAUUUUGUAUUUACCCGACGAGCCUGACCCGACCCGGAGAUUCGAAAUUCUCGCCCCCACCAGGACCCCUAGAAUGUACCAUUCAGCAUCUCUUCUUCUUUACGACGGCAGAGUCUUAGUCGGAGGAAGUAAUCCUCACCGGAAUUACAAUUUCACGGCGCGACCGUACCCGACGGAGCUCAGCCUCGAGGCCUAUCUCCCGCGCUACCUCGAUCCGCAGUACGCGCGAGUGAGGCCGACGAUCAUCACCGUGGAGCUGGCUGGGAACAUGUUGUACGGUCAGGGUUUUGCCGUCACGUUCGCGAUUCCGGCGUUCGGGAUGUUCGACGGAGGAGUAUCGGUGCGGCUAGUGGCGCCGUCGUUCAGUACUCACUCGACGGCGAUGAACCAGAGGUUGUUGGUAUUGCGCGUGAGACGCGUGAGUCAGUUAUCUGUUUUCGCGUAUAAAGCUGACGUGGAAGGACCAACUAACUCCUACGUGGCACCUCCUGGUUAUUAUAUGAUGUUCGUGGUUCACCGUGGAAUCCCGAGUGUGGCUGUUUGGGUUAAGAUUUAACGUAUGCCUCUGAUAACGUUGAUUCUGCGACUUUUGACUUUAUGUUUGUUUUUUUCUUCAUGAUUUUGAUUAUAUCUUUACGUAGAUAGAGAUUUAUUAGGUCUUGAUAUUUUUGAAGAACUCUUUAGUAAACAUUUUAUUUAGUAAAAGU